Molecule: messenger RNA, 426 nt
Organism: Solanum stenotomum
Lineage: Eukaryota; Viridiplantae; Streptophyta; Magnoliopsida; Solanales; Solanaceae
Product: 2S sulfur-rich seed storage protein 1-like
Exons: 2
Coding region: 1-426 (141 amino acids)
Molecular function (GO): nutrient reservoir activity
Source: RefSeq, a predicted model, not a curated record
AUGGGGAAGAUUUCACUUGUUGCUGCUCUCCUAUUGUGUUUGUUAGCAUUUGCAAAUGCUAACACGUUCUCCGUCACGGUGGCCGUGACGGAGGACAAUAUUGACAAUCCACAAAGUUGUCAAGAGCAGAUUCAGAGUCAGAAACUUAACCACUGCAGGAUGUAUAUUUCAAGAAGCCAUCAACACUUUAACGACGAGUUGAGCAUGGUAACAGAUGACGAUCAUGAGAUCAACCAAGCACAAGAACAUCUCCAACAAUGUUGCCAAGAAUUGAGGAACAUGGACACCCAAUGCCGGUGCCCGGCGCUUAAGAAAAUGGUGAUGCAGGAUUGCGGUAGACAAGGCGAAGAGGCACAACGCAUGUUAGGGAAAGCUCGUUAUAUUCCGCGUAUGUGUAACAUUCAGCCUACUCAAUGUAGCUUCUAA